AUAAAAAUGUUGACUUUAUAAAAUAUUAAUAAUUUACACAAUUUCAACAAUAUUUUAGAAAAAGUUUUGAGAGCACAAUUAGGUAGUUCACUGAGCGGCUAGGUAGCAAUUAAAAAUUUGUUGGAUCCAAAAAUAACCAAUUAUUUUCCAUUUUGUUUAAUCAUUCAAUGAACGAUUAUGAUUCUGAAUUCUGAAUGUAUCCAUUGAAUACUGGCUUAAAGACCUAAGGUUUAGCUUAAAAGAACAAACCUACUAUCGUGUGCAUAAUGUAAAAAUGACGUAUUCUUAUAUCACGUAUGUGUGAUUGAGCGUGUAAAAGUGUGAGUACUGCCAUCGUUUCAUUUCACGUUCUGCGUUCUCCACGUGUUCGGUGUGUGCUAGUGUGUGCGGUUUCACGUUGUGCAGUUCGUCAACAUAUGUAACAUUUAUAUACUGCUGUCUGCAAUAAAUAUGAUUAAGAUGGCGACAGAAAGAAAAGGAACUUUCAAAGUUGAGUAUAUUCAAGAAAUUGAGAAAAAUGUACAAGCAAGAUGGGAAAUUGCUAAGAUAUACCAAACGGAUGCACCUUACCAAGAUAAAAGAUCACCAGAUGAAAAGUUUUUUGCAAAUUUUCCAUAUCCUUACAUGAAUGGACUUCUUCAUCUUGGACAUACUUUCUCACUCACAAAGUGUGAGUUUGCUAUUCGAUACAAUCGCCUCUUAGGAAAGAAAGUACUCUUUCCCUUUGGCUUUCAUUGCACGGGUAUGCCCAUUAAAGCCUGUGCUGAUAAAUUAAAGAGAGAAAUGGAAACAUAUGGUUAUCCACCUAAGUUUCCUGAAAUUGAGAUAAUAGAAGAAAAAGUAGACGAUAUUAUGAUAAAGGAUAAGAGUAAAGGAAAAAAGAGUAAGGCAAUUGCUAAAGCUGGUUCAGCAAAAUAUCAGUGGCAAAUUAUGCAGACUCUUGGCUUAAAAGAUGAGGAAAUCAAGAAGUUUGCUGAUGCUGCAUAUUGGUUGGAAUAUUUUCCACCACUUGCUGUCCGAGAUUUAAAAUCUAUCGGUCUUCAUGUAGACUGGCGAAGAACAUUUAUUACAACAGAUGCAAAUCCGUUUUAUGACUCGUUUAUACGCUGGCAGUUCCAUCAUUUGAAAUCUAGAAAUAAAAUUAAAUAUGGAAAGAGAUACACUAUUUAUUCACCAAAAGAUGGUCAACCUUGUAUGGAUCAUGAUAGAUCCUCUGGUGAAGGAGUUGGACCACAGGAAUAUACAUUGAUCAAAAUGAAAGUUCAAUGCCCUCAGAAAAUCAAGAUUUUCGACAAGUCAGUUUACCUUGUAGCUGCAACUUUAAGACCGGAAACAAUGUAUGGUCAAACAAACUGUUGGGUUCACCCUGACAUGAACUAUAUAGCGUAUAAUUUAGCAUGUGGAGACGUAUACAUUUCUACGGAACGUGCAGCAAGGAAUAUGUCCUAUCAAGGUUUCUUUAAAGAAGAGGGAAAGAUAGAUGUUAUUCAAAAGCUGACGGGCAAAGACUUAUUAGGACUGGAGUUGACUGCUCCUCUCACGUUUAAUAAGGUGAUUUAUGUGUUACCUAUGUUGACGAUAAAAGAAGACAAGGGUACUGGCAUCGUAACUUCCGUUCCUAGUGAUUCUCCUGAUGAUUAUGCUGCAUUAGUGGAUUUAAAAAAGAAACAGCCACUUAGGGAGAAGUACGGAAUCACUGACGAGAUGGUGUUACCAUAUAAUCCAAUUCCAAUAAUUGAAGUUCCAGAACUUGGAAAUUUAUUAGCAGUAACAUUAUAUGAUCAAUUAAAGAUUCAAUCCCAAAAUGAUAAAAUUAAACUAAUGGAAGCAAAGGAAAUAGCUUAUUUGAAAGGAUUUUACGAUGGCAUACUAUUAGUAGGUUCCCAUAAAGGCAAAAAGACACAGGAAGUUAAGAAACUAAUUCAGAAAGAGAUGAUUGAUUGUGGUGAAGCAGUAAUUUAUUACGAACCAGAAAAAACUAUUAUUUCAAGAUCAAAUGAUGAAUGCGUAGUAGCCUUAUGUAAUCAAUGGUAUUUAGAUUAUGGAGAAGAAAACUGGAAGAAGGAAACGCUCGAGGCUUUAAAGAAUCUGAAUACCUUUCACGAUGAAGUUAGAAAAAACUUCCUUGCUUGUUUUGAUUGGUUACAUGAGUAUGCAUGUUCAAGAACAUACGGACUUGGCACUAAAUUACCAUGGGACGAAAGUUGGUUGAUAGAAUCUCUAUCUGAUUCUACUAUUUAUAUGGCUUAUUACACAAUAGCGCAUUUUUUGCAAGGUGGAACCUUUAAAGGAGUUGAACCUAAUAUGUAUGGAAUAAGAGCCUGUGAUAUGACUUUGGAAGUAUGGGACUAUAUUUUCUUCAAAGACGCUAAACUGCCUAAGACACAUAUAAAGAAAGCAACUUUAGAUCGUAUGAGGCACGAAUUUCAGUAUUGGUACCCUGUAGAUUUGAGGGUUUCAGGAAAAGAUCUGAUACAAAAUCACCUUACAUAUUUCCUUUACAAUCAUACAGCAAUAUGGCCAAAUCAGCCUAAAUUUUGGCCACAAGGGAUAAGAGCAAAUGGUCAUCUGCUUCUAAAUUCAGCAAAGAUGUCUAAAUCUGAAGGCAACUUCUUAACACUUGCCGAAGCUGUGCAAAAAUACUCGGCCGAUGGCACGCGCCUUUGUUUAGCUGAUGCUGGUGAUUCGAUAGAGGAUGCAAAUUUCAUUGAGAGUACAGCCGAAGCAGGAAUUCUUAGAUUGUAUAAUUUUAUAGAGUGGGUCAAAGAUGUACUGAAUACAAAUUAUGAUUUUAAUGACAAUAGAUUGCAGAAUUUUCAUGAUAAAGUUUUUGAAAGCGAACUAAAUUUGAAAAUACGAGAAACUGAUAAAAAUUAUUCAAAAAUGCUUUACAAGGAAGCACUGAGAACAGGAUUUUACGAAUUUCAAACAGCGAGAGAUAAAUAUUUGCAAUUAAGUUCAAAGGUUAAUCCGAAUCUAAUUAAGAAAUAUAUAGAGAUUCAAAUAAUUCUUCUAUCUCCAAUUUGCCCACAUGUCUGCGAAUAUAUAUGGGGAGACUUACUUAAAAAGGAUGGCUUUAUAGUAGAUGCACCAUGGCCAGUGGCAGGAGAAGUAAAUGAAAUUUUAAUAAAAUCAUCUCAGUAUCUAAUGGAUGCUGCUCAUACAUUUAGAAUUCUUUUAAAAAAUUACAUGACAUCCAAAAAGGGAAAAAACGAUAUAGAAAAACCUACACAAGGGAUUAUUUGGAUAGCUAAAACUUAUCCUCCUUGGCAAAGUGUUAUCCUUACGAUAAUGAAGGAAAUGUAUUACAAAAAUGGAAAUAAAUUACCGGAUAAUAAAACACUCGCCACCGUGUUCUCCAGUAAAGCUGAGUUGAAAAAAUAUAUGAAAAGGGUAAUGCCAUUUGUGCAGCUCAUUAAGGAAAAGAUGGAAAUUAUUGGUGUUAGUGCACUAAAUUUGAGCCUUGAUUUUAACGAAUUUGAUGUACUCGAAAAUAAUAAGGAAUAUCUUCAAAAAACAUUAGGCCUUUAUGAUAUUAUUAUUAAAUAUACGGACGAAGCUCCAGAAAAAACGAGAGAAGAAUGUUGUCCAGGUGCUCCAUACAUUAACUUUUCUGCAAGUUCUGUUACAAUGUUUAUUACAAAUCCACAAAUGUGUAGCAAUUUGUUUGAAGUAUCUAUGAAAAUUUCGACUGUAACGGCUACAGAUAUUAUAUCUUACAUUGUAAAACAAAACAAUUAUAUAAAAGAUCCUGCUUCGAUCGUGUUAUAUCGGUAUAAUGAUCCGAUCCUGGGACCCAGAAUUAGACCAGUAGCAGGAAAUAUUUUAAAAGGAAAAACUGAGAUUCCAGUAAAUUCUGUGUUUAAGAAAAAUAUAGAAACAAAAAGCGUCGAAAUCAGUGUUGCAGAUAAAACAUACCAAGUAGGCGAAUAUUUGAUAUACAUCGAUAAAUCUCUAGAAAAGUAAACGAUAUAUUUGAUUUUAAUAAAACGUUUUAUUAAGUAUGUAAGCAAUUAUUUAUGAAAUAAUUUAAAUAAUUAAUAAGAUUGUAAAGAAUGUUUUUUUUUUCAAUUCUUAAAUUAGUGGAGUGAUGUGAAGGCUUCCAUACUCCAAGUUCCAUUCACCAUUUUUCUUAUAUAUUAUUUAGCACCUCAGUGUAUCCAUACAACUUUUUUGAAAUUUUUAAUUUUCUUCUAAAUAUUCACGUGUUUACAUUUUAAAGUUCUUAAAUAGUUAGGAAUAGAUAAGUUUAUUAUACUGUAACUUUAUGCAAAAUAGUACCAUUAAAAUGCUUUAUAAAUA
Messenger RNA from Monomorium pharaonis (pharaoh ant), 4302 nucleotides. RefSeq names its product leucine--tRNA ligase, cytoplasmic (gene LeuRS). Lineage: Eukaryota; Metazoa; Arthropoda; Insecta; Hymenoptera; Formicidae. Bases 451 to 3966 code for a protein of 1171 amino acids. Gene Ontology annotation, biological process: leucyl-tRNA aminoacylation. The transcript has 16 exons. Gene Ontology annotation, molecular function: aminoacyl-tRNA deacylase activity; ATP binding; leucine-tRNA ligase activity. The record is from RefSeq and is a predicted model, not a curated record.